AUGGGAUCCUUGAAGAGGAAACCAGAAGGAAAUCAUUGGGUAGAAGAACUCAGUGAUGCACAAAAGAAACAGAAAUCUCUAAUUGGCGAAGAUAUUUCGGCAGUAGCAGCUUGUAUUCACGAGGUAUCGUAUCCUAAAGGAUAUACGCCUCCUCUUCGUCGUUGUAAUAAUUCUAAUAGGAAACCAGCAAAGGAAUAUCCAUUUAGUCUUGAUUCAUUUCAAUCAGAAGCAAUUAAAUGCUCAGAUAAGGGAGAAUCAGUGAUGGUAUCAGCUCAUACUUCAGAUGGUAAAACUGUUGUAGCUCAGUAUGCAAUUGCUAUGUCUUUGAGAGAUAAACAACGUGUUAUUUAUACUGCUCCAAUUAAAGCUCUUAGUAAUCAGAAGUAUAGGGAAUUCAAAGAAGAAUUCUCUGAUGUUGGCCUAAUGACUGGAGAUGUAACUAUUGAACCUAAUGCUUCUUGCUUGGUUAUGACAACUGAAAUUUGGCGUAGCAUGCAAUAUAAGGGAUCAGAGAUUAUGAGGGAAGUGGCAUGGGUAAUAUUUGACGAAGUACGUUAUAUGCGAGAUAGAGAAAGAGGUGUUGUUUGGGAAGAGAGUAUUGUAAUGGCACCCAAGAAUUCCCGCUUUGUGUUUCUCUCUGCAACUGUGCCUAAUGCCAAGGAGUUUGCGGAUUGGGUUGCAAAGGUUCAUCGACAACCAUGCCAUGUUGUUUACACAGAUUAUCGUCCUACACCACUUCAGCAUUAUGUGUUUCCUUCUGGAGGGGAGGGUUUAUAUUUGGUUGUGGAUGAGAAGGGUAAAUUUCUGGAAGAUAACUUCCAGAAAGCCUUAAAUGCAGUUCCUCUUGAUGGUGAAGGAGACAAUAAAAAUAAGAGAAUUGGGAAAUGGCAGAAAGGUUUAGUGGCAUGUAAAUCAGGCGAAAAGAGUGAUAUCUAUAAGUUGGUGAAGAUGAUAAUUAAGCGCCGAUAUGAUCCUGUUAUAGUUUUCAGUUUUAGCAAAAGGGAGUGUGAAUCUCUCGCUAUGAUGAUGGCUAAGAUAAACCUGAGUAUCGAUGUUGAGCAAGAAAAUAUAGAAGAGAUUUUCUGGAAUGCAAUGGACUUACUGUCGGAUGAUGACAAAAAGCUUCCUCAGAUGAGUUGUUUUUCUUGCAUAAUUUCUCCUUCUGAUAAAAGGGACAUUGGUAAGAUACAGGACAAUUCACGGCUUCGGAGAUCAAAUAGUUCUCGCCAUUCCACCAGUAAUUCUUCAGAAAGCGGGCAAGGUAGAUUAUCUUUAGACAGUAAUGAAAUUGUUAAGAGAAGAGCCACCUUCAAUGGGAGAGACAAGGAACGGAGCAUUCCAAGUGGCACUACUGCACGUAGCUUUACAUUCCGCGAACUUGUUUCUGCAACCAAAAAUUUUAAGAUCACUCAUUUGAUAGGUGAAGGUGGUUUUGGAAAGGUUUACAAAGGAUGCAUUGAAACCGGCGAGAUUGUCGCUGUCAAACAACUUGCUAAGAACAGCCUUCAGGGGAACCAGGAAUUUAUCGUUGAGGUUCUGAUGCUAAGUCUUCUACACCAUCCCAAUCUCGUAAAUUUGAUAGGCUAUUGCACUGAUGGAGAUCAAAGGCUCUUGGUUUAUGAAUACAUGGCAAUGGGGAGUCUACAAGAUCAUUUGUUCGAUUUAAGCUCUGACGAGGAUGCAUUAGACUAG
Messenger RNA from Papaver somniferum (opium poppy), 1692 nucleotides. Its product is annotated as DExH-box ATP-dependent RNA helicase DExH9-like. The record is from RefSeq and is a predicted model, not a curated record. The coding region runs from base 1 to 1692 and encodes 563 amino acids. Gene Ontology annotation, cellular component: nucleus. The transcript has 8 exons. Gene Ontology annotation, molecular function: nucleic acid binding; ATP binding; RNA helicase activity. NCBI's taxonomy places the organism in Eukaryota, Viridiplantae, Streptophyta, Magnoliopsida, Ranunculales, Papaveraceae. Gene Ontology annotation, biological process: RNA catabolic process; maturation of 5.8S rRNA; protein phosphorylation.